GGCGGCGUUGUUAUUGACGCCAUAUUGGGGCCGGUGGCGGGUGGCAAAGAGUCGUACGGCGGAGGGGGAAGUGACUGGACGUGUUUGCCAGAGCUCCUGCCGUCGCCGCCGCUGCCGCUGCUUUUGCAAUCUCUCCUCAUCGACCGCCGGUCUCAAGCUUCGGACCCCUCCUCAGUCAUUUUAGGAGCCACCUUCCAGCCUCCCACCUCGCGGGGCCGGUAUCGACCGCCGAAGGGAGCCUGUUUCGGUGCAGGAGCGCCUCCGGAGCGGCGCGCAGCUCGAGAGCGGACUGCGGGGGCGCCCGGAGCCGCCUCUCCCGGGGGGAUCCGCGCCUGAGGAGGCGGAAGAGCCCCCCCUGACGCGGCUGGCGUGAGCCGGCGACACCGCCCCUCCCUCCUCCCUCGCCGCGCCGGCCCGGGCCCCUGCCCCUGCCGCGGAGGCGGCGGCCUCCCCUCGCGCCGGCGCUUCCCGCACGCCUUCCUGCUUCUUGAGCCCGUGGGUCAGCCGCUCUUCGAGUCCCCGCUCUCCUAUCCCCCCUUCCCUCGCCUUCCCCUCCCGUCCUCUCUCCCACCCCCUCCCCCACCCCCCCACCUCUCAACCCCACCCGAAGCCCGGCACUUGGGCGGCUCCGGCCAUGGCGUGCGGGGCCACUCUGAAAAGGACUCUGGAUUUCGACCCGCUGCUGAGCCCGGCGUCCCCGAAGCGGCGGCGAUGUGCGCCAUUGUCGGCGCCCACCUCGGCCGCCGCCUGCCCGGCGUCUGCGGCCGCGGCCACCGCCGCCUGCUUCUCGGCCGCCGCCGCGUCGCCGCAGAAGUACCUCCGGAUGGAGCCGUCCCCCUUCGGCGACGUCUCGUCCCGCCUCACCACAGAACAAAUUCUGUACAACAUAAAACAAGAGUAUAAACGCAUGCAGAAGAGAAGACAUUUAGAAACUAGUUUUCAGCAGACGGAUCCAUGUUGUACUUCUGAUGCACAACCACAUGCAUUUCUUCUCAGUGGACCAGCUUCGCCAGCAAAAUAUUCAAAUGAGACCUCUUCCAUUACAAGACGCUUUUCUAUGGCAGCCCUAAAUCAGUUGCUUUUCUUUGUUCUUCAUGUUUUAUACAUAGGGACUUCAUCUGCGACAUCUUCACCGUUAAAAAAAGAACAGCCCUUAUUCACUCUAAGGCAGGUUGGGAUGAUCUGUGAACGUUUGUUGAAAGAACGUGAAGAGAAAGUUCGAGAAGAGUAUGAAGAAAUACUGAACACAAAACUUGCAGAACAAUAUGAUGCAUUUGUGAAAUUUACACAUGAUCAAAUAAUGCGACGAUAUGGAGAACAGCCUGCUAGUUAUGUUUCAUGAAUCACAUUUUCUGCAUUUGUGGGCUGCCUUGUUCCUUGUUGAAUUGUUGCAAGAAGUCCCAAUUAUGACAUGCAGCAAUGCAAAAACCCUCCUGUGAAAACAGGUUAUUUCAAGCUUUCGUCAGUGACAAUUACUCUUAGGCAGCAACUGGUUUUGGAAAUUUCCCUGAUGUCAGUACCAUCUGGAUAUGGACCUUUGCUACCUGUAUUAAUACCAGUGGUCUUACUUGCUGUAUCAUUACAAUUUGGCUUCUCAUAUUAAUAUGUUUGAAAGGAUUAGCGCUGGUAUUCUAAGAACAUGCCCUUUACUGGUUGUGUAAAUAAAACUGUAGAAUGACACUUCAGAUGAAGUUAGUGUGAUUUUAAUUGUGCACUACAACCAAGCUGUAACCAGUUAUUAAUAAUUUAGAAUGUAAUCCCAGGACAUUAUUAAGCAAAUAGCCUACAGUGCUUCCUGUGAAAUAGUGAAGGAGAAGGGCAUUUCUUCUCGGGGUUUCAAAAUGGAUUUAUAUGAUUUUUUUUUUCUUUUUUUUUUUCUUGGUAGUUUUUAUUUAUUCUAUCAGUCUUUUUAACAAAUGUUUAUUGCUGCAUUCCCCCACCCUACAGUGUAUCAUUGUUUUACUGCCCUUGUAGUACUGGAAUUUAGUUGGAAGAAUAAAACCUUUACUUCUAA
Messenger RNA from Pipistrellus kuhlii (Kuhl's pipistrelle), 2014 nucleotides. It is a transcript of the gene AKIRIN2, whose product is annotated as akirin 2. Gene Ontology annotation, biological process: positive regulation of innate immune response; positive regulation of transcription by RNA polymerase II. Bases 635 to 1342 code for a protein of 235 amino acids. Gene Ontology annotation, cellular component: nucleus; chromatin. Lineage: Eukaryota; Metazoa; Chordata; Mammalia; Chiroptera; Vespertilionidae. Gene Ontology annotation, molecular function: transcription coregulator activity. The record is from RefSeq and is a predicted model, not a curated record. The transcript has 5 exons.